AUGCCGGAGCGGCGCAUUGUGCCGGCUCCCGCGGCGUCCGACAUCAGCGUUCUGCCCCUGGACGCCCUGCGCCAGAUCCUGCUGCGCCUCCAGGCGAAGGAGCUCUGCCGCCUCCGCCUGGUCUGCCGGCAGUGGCGGUCCCUCCUCUCCGACCCUUACUUCGCCGCGGCCCACGACGCGCGGCAUCAGGGGGUGCUCAUCAUCGCCGCCUACAACGACGACGCGGGGCGCGACGUGCUGGCGGAUAUCAUGGAUCUCUCCGGGCAAAUCGUCAAGAAGGUGCGCGGAAUGGAGGGCGAUAGGGCCGUGAGCGUGAGCCUUGACCACGUCUUCGUAAGGAAAAUCGACAACGGCUGCAGCAGCUACCGACUGUUCGACCCGAUGCUCGAAGAAUUGUAUUACUUACCAGACAAACUACUUGGUCCGGCUACUGGAGCUGUGUAUCGCAUACCGGACAACUUUGCAGAAGAGCACGUGGAACUCGCUUCGAGCUUGAUCGAGCCCAAGUAUCUGUUUGGACAGGUCGCUCGCACAGGGGAAUACAAGAUAUUUCGAAUGCUAUUCCAUUUUUCCAUUGGGAUCGGACGUCGGCAGAUGUUUGAGGUCUGCACACUCAACACCAAUAACAGUAGCAGCUGUGCAGGGUGGAGGAGAGCGGCGCCCCUUGAAGAAGCCAUCCAGAUGGGUAGGUUUACCAGUGUGGUAAUUAACGGGGUUGUCUACUGCCUAUGUUUUCAUGCACACCAUUCUAUCACCUUCGAUAACCAAGUUACUGAGAAAGAUUUGAUAUUUACAUUCGACCUUGAGACUGAGGCAUGGGGGCCGUCUAUCCGAGGCCCCCCGAUCACCUUUCCUGAUGAUGCUAAUCUGAUGUUCUACAACCUUGGUCUUCCUAAUGUAAGGCAACUGACAGUAGCCAACCUGAAUCGCUCCUUGGCUGUUGUGCAUGGCCCAGCUCCGAAAGUUGACAUUUGGAUUCUACUGGACUUUGCUAAGGGUCUCUGGGUCAAAAUCUACAGCAUACAGUUUGAUAAAUAUGCCAUUCUUGAGCCCGUGCAUCCCUUGUUUGUGUUUGGCGACGGGAGGAUAAUCCUAUAUAAACAAUACCAUGACUAUUUACAGAUUUAUGAUCCAAGAACCAACACACUUACUAAUACAGUGGAGUCAAAGCAUUUCUCUGCAGUUGCUAGGUACGCAGGAAACCUAUUGAGCUUAAAGUGCUGA
Miscanthus lutarioriparius is the source of this 1224-nucleotide messenger RNA. Lineage: Eukaryota; Viridiplantae; Streptophyta; Magnoliopsida; Poales; Poaceae. The record is from the annotation of a GenBank genome assembly.